Molecule: messenger RNA, 585 nt
Organism: Postia placenta MAD-698-R-SB12
Lineage: Eukaryota; Fungi; Basidiomycota; Agaricomycetes; Polyporales; Adustoporiaceae
Exons: 4
Coding region: 1-585 (194 amino acids)
Source: RefSeq, a predicted model, not a curated record
AUGUUUUCGAGUCUCCAGCGCGUGAUUGGACCUGGUAUCAUCCGGCGCUCUUCGAAUCAUCGAAGAUUCUCAAGCGUAUCCGUGCACUCUGUCUUUCCGGCAACUCUGUAUCGCUUCCAGGUAUAUCGCGAAUCGAAAUUGUUUGACAAAAGCCUCGGCGAGGAUGAAUGGGAUCCUGAGGACAGUGUCGAAGUUCAGGCAGAUGGAUUAGUCCAUCCCAAAAUAACUUUGGAUGUCUCCAACGGGGCUCUUUUCAUGCCAAAUACACACUUCAUGCAAGAAGUGACCCGAAGGUCGUACGAUUACUAUCUUGAAGGGUUAGAUGAUGGCAAGCCGGCAGAGAAUCCUCAUCUCUUAUGUAUCCAUAAAGGAACUGAGCUACCGGAUACGCUUUUGCUUCACCGAGAAAGAGAUUCUCGCUUUUCACUUCAGCCAUCGCAUCCAAUGCCAUUAACUGCCCUGAACAAGACUCUUACCGAGUUCUACAUUAAAAAUGGUAUCAUGCUUGAUCCGGACAAGUGGCUCGAGAAGAAUCCCUACCACGAAGCAUCUUUUGAUAAUUCAGCGGAAUGGAUGAAUGAGUAG